AUUCAAUGCGAUAUUUAAGUACGUCAAUAUUUUGAGAUUUAAAUAUACCAAUGUAAAUAGUUAAGGAUUAAAAUAAAAUGGAUUUACUUUUUUAGCUUCACAUAGAAAAAUAUCAUGAAGGUGUCUUUUGCUUUUGCAUUGUUAUCACUUGCCUAUGCAACUCCUGAACAGUCCGUUCUAGAAUACUUCCCGGUAUUCAAUGAGGCAAAAUCUAACAUUGAUGAGCUGAAGCAGUUGAUGGCUGACUUAAAAGCAGAGGUUGAAGAUUUGAAAGCUGAAAACCAACGACUCCGGGAGGAACUUAACGCAACGAGAGUUGCAUUCUAUGCAUAUAUCUCGGUUGACAGAGGAAUAGAUUGGUUUUCUCUAAAUAAGAAAAUCAUUUACGACAAAGUCAAUCUUAACAUUGGUGAUGGCUACGAUGUUUUGACUGGUGUUUUCACUGCACCAUCUAGCGGAACGUAUAUUUUUAACACAGUAAGUGUUGCAUAUAAUAAGUCGUACAUGACACUGUUAUUGAAAAUAAAUGGUAAUACAGCUGAUAUAGCAUUCCCUGAUGCUUAUAACCAUGAUGAUAGGAGUACUGCAACUACUGUCACCAUAGUGAUGUUACUAAAGGGUGAUCAAGUUUACGCUGUAAAUGGAGACAAAAAGGGCGGAAGAAUGAUGGAAAGUGGUGAUCAUGACGCUAGGUGUAGUUUCUCCGGAUACAGAUUAUAUUAACAAUGACCUACGUUAUAAGAUUUAUACAGUUUAUCGUCAUUUACUAAUGUAUUUCUACUGUUGUACAGAUGAAGCUGUAAAGUGUAAAUAAUUAAUAUUUUAUUAUUGUUUGCUAAAAUGGUAUUCUAAUUUGUUUUAAUUUGUCGUCGUACUAUAAAAUGACAGGGAUUUGGUUUACAAUUAAAUAUAGAUUAACAUGAUGUAUGUUGUAAGUGCAUAAAUGCUGACUGUCUAACAUUGUUAAAUGGUGAGUCUGCUUGACACUGGCAACAUUUGUCUCGGAACAGAAAAUUGCAGGUUCGCUUAUUUGGGAGAGAGGAAAGAGUAAUUGGUUUUAUUAAUUAUUUUAAGCUUCAAUUUUUUUUCGCUACAAGUUACUGCAUGUUGUGCAUCCAAUAUAAAUGGAUGGAUAUGCAAAUGAUACAUAGGAUUCAGAAUUUAUUUUAGGAUUCAAAUAUUUAUGAUGGUAUUUGUAAUUUAAUUGGUGUAACACAGGAAUACGGACUCAUCCCUUGUAUUUCACUUUUUUUUUAAGUUUAGAGGUGAAUAUCGUCUGCGAUGGGAUUCAAUAUUAUUUUGAGUAGUUAUUUAAAAGUUUCUGUAAUUAAAACAUUAUGGCGUAUUCAAUAAAAAUGUCUGUGUAUUUGUUUUACAUAAUUUAUGAGACUAAUGAAUAUUUAUCUAA
This is a messenger RNA of Mytilus californianus (California mussel), 1408 nucleotides long. RefSeq names its product heavy metal-binding protein HIP-like. Gene Ontology annotation, molecular function: protein binding. The coding region runs from base 115 to 723 and encodes 202 amino acids. The transcript has 3 exons. The record is from RefSeq and is a predicted model, not a curated record. Lineage: Eukaryota; Metazoa; Mollusca; Bivalvia; Mytilida; Mytilidae.